Molecule: messenger RNA, 1210 nt
Organism: Plectropomus leopardus (leopard coralgrouper)
Lineage: Eukaryota; Metazoa; Chordata; Actinopteri; Perciformes; Serranidae
Gene: gpr142
Product: G protein-coupled receptor 142
Biological process (GO): G protein-coupled receptor signaling pathway
Cellular component (GO): plasma membrane
Molecular function (GO): G protein-coupled receptor activity
Source: RefSeq, a predicted model, not a curated record
GCGGGGACGACAGAGCAGGGGACCGGCUGCAUCCAGGUGCAGAGUCGCUGUGAGAUCUGGAUGUGAAGGGGAAGUGCUAAGGUCAUGACCGACUGGCCCAAUGUGACAGCGUCCAGCCACCAGGAGCUGGGCCCCAAAUCUGAGGAGCUGCCGAAGUCCAAAUGUGUCCUGGGCUUCAUCCCGGUCAUCUACUACAGCAUCCUGCUCUGUGUGGGAGUACCAGUGAACAUCCUCACGGCCGUGGCGUUGUCCAGACUCGCCUGCCGCACUAAGAAAGCUCUGUACUACUACCUCCUGGCGGUGACGGGCUCAGACAUUCUCUCCCAGCUCUUCAUCAUCUUUGUUGGCUUCUUGUUGGAGACGGCCGUCUUUCACCGCGAAGUCCCCGCGCUCCUGCUGCACUCCGUCAGCGCUGCAGAGUUCGCCGCCAACCACGCCUCCAUCUGGUCCACCGUGCCCCUCACCGUGGACCGCUACGUGGCGCUGUGCCACCCCUUGCUCCACCGCCAGAUCAGCUACCCGGCCCGAGCCAGGAAGAUCAUCGCGGCGGUGCUGGCGACGUCUUUGGUGUCGGGCGUGCCUUUCUUCUGGUGGUCGGACAUGUGGAGGAACAGCAACCCGCCCACGGCCCUGGACACCGUCCUCAUAUGGACACACGUGACUAUCAUCUACUUCCUGCCCUGCAGCAUCUUCCUGGUGUUGAACUCUUUGAUAAUCCGCACGCUGAGGGCGAGGAAGAGGCAGCAGCAAUGCUCGGAGGAGCGCGGCCCGAAGUCUGCGCCUCCUCGCCGACUUGGCAAAACCACGGCGAUGCUGCUCGCCAUCACGUCUGUGUUCUCCGUUCUGUGGGCGCCCAGGACUGUGGUGGUCAUCUACCACCUGUACGUGUCCUCGGUCCACAGAGACUGGCGCGUCCACCUGGCGUACGACCUCUCCAACAUGCUGGCCAUGCUCAACACGGCCGUCAACUUCUUCCUCUACUGCUUCGUGAGUAAGCCUUUCCGCGGCGCCGUGCGGGACGUCGUGCUGCUCAGGGGGGGCCCGCUGUAUCAUCACCGCUCUCUGCCUCACCCGCAGGCCCCAAACAACGCCUCCAUCUCCUCUCUGUACAGUGGGAACGCCAAGCGCUCGCAGCGGGACUCCACCCCCUUGUCACCUCGCAGGGCCAGGAAACCCUCGUGACCCCGCGACCUCCGCUCUUAAUCCAAAA